This is a messenger RNA of Rhipicephalus sanguineus (brown dog tick), 3102 nucleotides long. Its product is annotated as protein FAN. NCBI's taxonomy places the organism in Eukaryota, Metazoa, Arthropoda, Arachnida, Ixodida, Ixodidae. The coding region runs from base 198 to 2939 and encodes 913 amino acids. The record is from RefSeq and is a predicted model, not a curated record. The transcript is spliced from 32 exons. Gene Ontology annotation, molecular function: protein binding.
GGCGGUGAAAGCCGGUGUGGCCGGUGUAUGCAACAGGGCGAGAGUUUCGAGUAAGGCAGCAGCACUGCUUGGCGUUCAUGUAUUGCUAUGGGAUUUUCGAAGUUCUGUGUCUCGUGUGGUUGCUGAGUUGGCGUAUGAUGUCAUAUGAAAAUACAUGUGGUAUGCAACAAGCCUGACAGCGAUUGUAGUUCGUUGUAAUGGCUUUCAUCGAACCUCCCAACUCGGAGAGAUUUUCUCUCUUACUCUUGGAGCCUGGGGAAAUUUACUUCAAGGAUUACAGCGUGUACCUUUAUCCUGAUAAUGUGAAAGAGGCAGAAGCACAAAGAAGGAAGCAAAAGGGACGGCUCAAGGUGUGUUCAAAGUCCAUUCUUUUCGUACCUGAAGAGAUAAACCAUCCAAUACUUAAGUUUCCGCUGAAUGAAUCCAGUAUCGUGAAGAGAUGGACAGGACCUCUGCUCUCCAAGUUGUACAGCAAGAACAGUGUCAUGAAUCUUCAGAAUGACCAAGUGGUGGAAAUGCUAGAAGGAAACUUUAUUAAACCUUAUGUGUUCAAAAGGGAAAAGGUGUCCUUCUUGUUCUCACUGGUGUAUGGAAGCAUUGAUGAAUGCCUCAUGCACAUUUCUCAACUCUCAAGGGCAUCAACACUGUCACCACCGGAACAUGAUUCCAUGAUUGCUGCAAUGGUUUUAUCUUGGCAGUCAAGAAUUUCCUUUGACCGAAGCUGCUUGGAGGAUUUGUAUGAGAGCAUUGUCCUGGAAACAAAAGCCAACAAAAUAUCGCCUCUGGUGAUCAACCCUGGAUUGGUGCUGCUUACUUCCCUAAGGCUAUACUUUCAGCCUUUCAACAAUGUGGAACCUUGGCCACACAUCAGGAUCAACCUUCGAGAUGUGAAGAGAGUCAUUAGGCGUAGAUUUCUUUUGAGACAAGUGGGCCUUGAGCUGUAUUGCUCGGAAAGCUCCAUGCUAAAGCACCUGUUCCUUUCAUUCAAGACCCAGCAGGAGCGAGAUGAACUCUACGAGAAACUUUUAAAGCAAGAAGCAUUAAACCUUGAAGACACUGGGCAAGAAAACAUGAUGUUGCUUUGGCAGACUGGUGUCAUUUCUAAUUACGACUACUUGCUUUACAUCAACAGUCUGGCUGAUCGCAGUUUUAAUGACCUCACACAGUAUCCAGUGUUCCCAUGGGUAAUAGGGGACUACAAGAGCAAUACUUUAGACUUGAGCAGUAGUGCAAGCUACCGAGACCUGUCCCGACCAUUGGGCGCAUUGUCUGAGAAGCGUCUCAAGAAAUUAAAGGAUCGCUAUGCUGAAAUGGCCGAACCCAAGUUCCUGUAUGGAUCCCACUAUUCUACUCCUGGUUUUGUGCUCUACUACUUGGUGCGCAAAAUGCCACAGUAUAUGCUAUGCCUGCAGAAUGGCCGCUUUGACCACCCCGACAGGAUGUUCAAUAGUAUUUCUGACACGUGGAGAAAUGUGACUACAGACGCAGCAGAUUUUAAGGAACUUAUUCCUGAGUUUUAUGACCUGACUUGCAGUGGGGAUUUCUUGAUCAACUCACUGAACUUGGACUUCGGAAAACGCCAGAAUGGCUGUGCUGUUGGUGAUGUUGAACUGCCACCAUGGGCUGAAGGCCCUGCGCAUUUUAUUCGCACAUGCAGAGAAGCUCUUGAGGCACCUUUUGUUUCGGAGAACCUUCACGCCUGGAUUGACUUAAUCUUUGGAUACAAACAGUCUGGACAAGAGGCAGUUCUAGCUGACAAUGUUUUCUAUCAUCUCACAUAUGAAGGAAGUGUUGAUCUGGACAGCAUCCAAGAUAUUCAUGAAAGGCACUCUCUUGAGGUCCAAAUAAUGGAAUUUGGCCAGACACCAAAGCAAAUAUUCAAGUACCCCCAUCCGCAGCGAUGCUUCACUGUUCUUCCAAGAUCACUGAGCACAGCAAGUGAUGCUACUCCUGACGGUAUGGCUGAGAAUGUCACCAGUAGCAGCGAAGAAACUGCUGCAAGAGACCGGACAUCUUCACUUUCAUUAUUUGCAUGGAAGAGGAACAUGACGGAUCUGACUAAGUUGACAGAGCACAUGCUUCACAAAGAAAUGGUUACAGAUGUCUGCUUCUCAGCUAGCAAAGGCAAUGUCUUCUCAGUUUCUCAAGACAGCCUUCUUAAAUUGUACUCUCUUGAGCAAAAGCAGCAACUAAGGAGUGCAAGUGUAUCCGACAUGGCAUUAUCUUCAUGCAUCAUAAUGAAUGACAAAACAGUUGUUGUGGCAUCAUGGGAUAAUCAUGUGUAUGUUUACAACAUGGAAUAUGGACGUGUCACUGAAUCGGCUAUGGCUCAUGAAGAUGCAGUGACUGACCUGUCUUGGAAAAAUGGAAUGUUGGCCACUGCAUCCUGGGACUCUACAGCAAAGAUUUGGAAGCUAAAGCAUCGUGGUGACAAGAGCGGUUUCAGCCUACACCUGGAAUUGGAACAUGAGUCGGGCGUGGCCUGUGUUUCACUAGAUUCUGAAGGGGAGAACUUGGUCUCUGGCACCGUGGAGGGUUGCAUCAGCCUCUGGAAGCUGCAGAAUGCUUUUUGCAGUGGACAGUUUCAUAUUCACAAAGGUUCUGUUUCAGCCGUGUCUUUCAGUCCAGAUGGUUACAGGGUAGCAUCAUGCAGUGAAGACAAAUUCCUAAAAGUUUUAGACGUUCAGACAGGCACAGUUCUCUUCACCAAAGAUGUUGGUUCGCCAAUGAGGUGCCUCUCCUGGGAUGGUGCCACAGUGUUUACUGGCUGUGAUUCAGGAAGCAUCCUGGUCUGGGACUUGCUAAGUGCAAAGCUUGUUGCAACUGUACCAGCACAUUCUGGACCUGUGACUUGCAUUCAUGUAUCUGAUGACGGAAGCCUUAUUGCAACAGGCGGAAUUGAUGGAAAAGUGGUGGUAUGGCAGUCUGGAGAACCCUGACAGCCAUCCUCGUUUUUUGGAUGCAAAGAACAUUUUCUUCAGUGCCACUACAGCAUGCCAUGUGUAUUUUUCUGGGAAUUAAGGCACACAGGAAAGCAUGCAUCAACCUUCUGCUUGCUGUACAGUAUUUGACAUUUUGAGAAUAUAUACACCACUUUUUACC